AUGAUUGAACGAAAUUCAACAAUAAAUGAUCAAUCACCACGAAUACUUCUUUCACCUGUACAAUCAGCACCUGAUCAAACUGGUUUAUUUAUUGCAUUAUUUUUAUUAUUCCUUCUUUUUCUUCUUAUUUCGUAUUUAUUCUAUAGUUUUUUUUCUAUUAAACGUUAUCCUAUUCAACAAAAUAAUCCUCAAACGAAUUUAAUCGAUGAUAGUCUUAAUAAUAAACUUAUUUUUAAUGAUACUGAUGAUCUUAUAGAUAAUAAUGGUGACAUUAUUCUUGGACAUAAAAGUUCAUUUUCCGAUUGUGGAACAUCAAUUCGUUCAUCAUCAAUCCGUUCAAGUAGACAUCAUCCACAAGCAAAACGAAGUAGUUCAUAUAAACUCUGUUCUCAAGCAUCAAAUUAUCUAUUAACACCACGUUUAUCAUCACAAAUAACUGAAACACAUAAUGAUGAAUGUCUAUCAACAACAAUUAUUGUUGAACCAAAUGAUAUUCAAUUAGCUAAUGCAUUAUCACGAUCAAUAUCAAAAUAUUAUGAACGUCAACGGAAACCAAAAUUACAACGACGUACUCAUUCAUGUGAAGAAUUAAUGAUCCAAACGCAAAAUAGAAAUUUACGUCCAUUACAAAUUGCAGCUUCAUUACCAGUACGUCGAAGUUUACGACAACCAUCGGAUGUAAAUCAUCGACAAUCACAAAAGCAGACUUCCCAAACAUCAUUUCGAAAAAAGCCAACUACGAUUUAUGAACUCUAUAAAUCCGAUCGAAUGAGAAUUGCCAAUCUACUUGUUUCAGAUCCGUAA
Adineta steineri is the source of this 804-nucleotide messenger RNA. The record is from the annotation of a GenBank genome assembly. NCBI's taxonomy places the organism in Eukaryota, Metazoa, Rotifera, Eurotatoria, Adinetida, Adinetidae.